This is a messenger RNA of Diospyros lotus (date-plum), 1943 nucleotides long. RefSeq names its product lycopene epsilon cyclase, chloroplastic. Gene Ontology annotation, biological process: carotenoid biosynthetic process. NCBI's taxonomy places the organism in Eukaryota, Viridiplantae, Streptophyta, Magnoliopsida, Ericales, Ebenaceae. Gene Ontology annotation, molecular function: oxidoreductase activity, acting on paired donors, with incorporation or reduction of molecular oxygen. The record is from RefSeq and is a predicted model, not a curated record. The transcript has 11 exons. The coding region runs from base 150 to 1742 and encodes 530 amino acids.
UAUCCCUUCCGGUAAGAGUUAGAAAAAGCGCCACAACCAGAACCAGACAGUUCUUCCGUUUCAGCAUUUUGAACUUUGAAUCGAUUAAGCGCAGCAAUGGCGGUAAUGGAAAGGUUCUAGUCUGAAACAGAGCUAGAACAACGAUCAAAAUGGAGUGUGUUGGAGCGCAAAACUUCGCAGCAAUGGCGGUUUCGACCUGGCCUACUUGGAAGUCUCGGAGGAAGAGGCAGAGGAACAAGCAGUGUGGUGUGGUUCGUAGACGUAGCUCAUAUGUGAACUCUCUCAAGGUCAGGUCUAGUGGCGCGGGGAGAGAGAGCUGUGUGGCCGAGAAAGAAGACUUCGCCGACGAAGAAGACUACAUCAAGGCCGGUGGUUCUGAGCUCCUUCUCGUCCAAAUGCAACAGAAUAAGCAUAUGGAUAAGCAGAGUAAACUCGCCGACAAGUUACCACGUAUACCAAUUGGAAAUGCCAUACUGGAUUUGGUGGUGAUUGGAUGUGGACCAGCUGGUCUUGCUCUUGCUGCGGAAUCCGCAAAGUUGGGCUUGAGUGUUGGACUUAUUGGCCCAGAUCUUCCUUUUACAAAUAAUUAUGGUGUAUGGGAGGAUGAAUUUAGAGAUCUUGGACUUGAAAGGUGUAUUGAACAUGUUUGGAGAGACACAAUUGUAUAUCUUGAUGACAAUGAUCCCAUUCUGAUUGGUCGUGCUUAUGGACGAGUUAGUCGUCACUUGCUCCACGAGGAGCUAUUAAGAAGGUGUGUGGAGUCAGGUGUUUCAUAUUUGAGCUCGAAAGUGGAAAGAAUUAUUGAAACUACGAAUGGGCAGAGUCUCAUAGAGUGCGGAACUGAUGUUGUUGUCCCAUGCAGGCUUGCUACUGUUGCUUCGGGAGCAGCUUCUGGGAAACUUUUGCAGUAUGAGGUGGGAGGACCCAGAGUUUCUGUUCAAACAGCUUAUGGUGUGGAGGUCGAGGUGGAAAACAAUCCAUAUGAUCCCAACUUGAUGGUUUUCAUGGAUUACAGAGACUAUGCCAAACAAAAAGUUCAGCCUUUGGAAGCACAAUAUCCAACAUUUCUUUAUGCCAUGCCUAUGUCCCCUACUAGAGUCUUCUUUGAGGAAACUUGUUUGGCUUCAAAGGAUGCCAUGCCUUUUGAUCUAUUAAAGAGGAAACUCAUGGACAGAUUAGAGACAAUGGGAGUCCAUGUUCUAAAAACGUAUGAAGAGGAGUGGUCAUACAUUCCAGUUGGUGGGUCAUUACCAAAUACAGAGCAAAAGAAUCUGGCAUUUGGUGCUGCAGCUAGUAUGGUUCAUCCUGCAACAGGCUAUUCAGUUGUCCGAUCACUUUCAGAGGCACCAAAAUAUGCUUCUGUAAUUGCAAAUAUUUUGAAGCAAGGUCAUUCAGCAGACAAGCUUUCUCAAUCUAGCAGUUUGGGAAAUAUUUCAAUGCGAGCUUGGAGUACACUUUGGCCACAAGAAAGGAAACGGCAGAGGGCAUUCUUUCUCUUUGGACUGGCACUUAUUCUACAGCUGGAUAUUGAGGGAAUCAGGACAUUCUUCCACACUUUCUUUCGUUUACCCAAUUGGAUGUGGCAGGGUUUUCUGGGCUCUACUCUCUCCUCCGCGGACCUUGUAUUAUUUGCCUUCUACAUGUUUGUUAUAGCUCCAAACAAGUUGAGAAUGUGCCUCAUCCGUCAUCUACUCUCCGACCCGACAGGGGCUACUAUGUUGAGAACAUAUCUCACAAUUUAGUUUAUUUGUUUCUCUAAUCCUAUCAUGCUUCUUUUUUGACGUAAUUUGUAUACCAGAAGUCCAUGGUCUCCUGAGUCAUAUGUACAUAGAAAUCUGAAAUCUGCAUUGAUGUGCGCGAAUAUUAUGAGAAGACGUUAUUUCUAUUUUCCUGCUGUUGAAAGCUGUUUAGUUAGAUGAAAGAAAUUCAAUUUGUCCCUACCA